Molecule: messenger RNA, 735 nt
Organism: Colletotrichum phormii
Lineage: Eukaryota; Fungi; Ascomycota; Sordariomycetes; Glomerellales; Glomerellaceae
Exons: 1
Coding region: 1-735 (244 amino acids)
Source: RefSeq, a predicted model, not a curated record
AUGUGGCACAAAGCCAUGUUCGUUGUCAUGGCGGUGGCCUUGAUGCUCUCUGCGAGCGUCAAUGUCGUCGCUGCUACAGGCUCCAUUGCAGACCUCAACACAGUUGGGGUUUCCACUGAGGACACUUUCAGCAACGGUCUCUCCAAACGCAACUUUGCCCUUGGUCCUCAUCUUGCUCCCAGGGACUUCCCUCACGACAACCCCCUUAACAUCACCGAAGAGGAGGCCCUCAAGCAUGGCCACAAGAUCAUCCCCGUCAACAAAGAGAUGUGGGCUCACCUCAUCAAGACCGCCGGCCUCGAUCGCGAGUACGAGCCCAUCGAAUACGACCCUGAGCAGCACAACGAAUCCCUCUCCAGCAUCGACAAGCGACAACCGAAAUGCGGCACAAACUACGACCUCGAGAAGGAACCUCCUGACCCUCAGAACUGGUGCACUCCGAGCCCAAUCGUCGGCGACUGCCAGCUCGGUCUCUGGUGCCAGGCCGACUGGCCGGGCUGGGCGCAGUGGCCUAGCCGCGGCUGGGUCUUCAACAACGCCUGCGACCACAUUGGAGAGAAUGUGCCCUUCCAAUGGGAUGACUGGCAGCCGAUCUGCAGUCCUCUUCCCUACGUCACUCUCUUCUUUGCUCCCGGAUGGGAGAUCUACUAUCCCGGAGAGCCGGAUGGCGGUCCUUUCCCGGCUAGCUACUACUAUCACCGGACUUUUGACUGCUCUAUGAAGCCAAAGAAUUGA